GUUGGGAGAGAGGAGGUCCCCGAGCCCGGCUGGGAGCCAUGGCCGCGGUAGUGGCCAAGCGCGAGGGGCCGCAGUUCAUCAGCGAAGCGGCGGUGCGGGGGAACGCCGCCAUCCUGGACUAUUGCAGGACGUCUGUCUCGGCCCUGUCGGGCGCCACGGCGGGGAUCCUCGGCCUGACCGGCCUGCACGGCUUCAUCUUCUACUUCCUGGCUUCCGUCCUCCUCUCCGUGCUCUUGGUGUUAAAAGCCGGACGGCGAUGGAAUAAGUACUUUAAAUCCCGAAGGCCGCUUUUCACGGGGGGGCUUAUAGGAGGGCUCUUCACAUAUGUCCUGUUCUGGACUUUCCUGUACGGCAUGGUUCACGUCUACUAAAACAACUAGGAGCCACAUUAGCUGCAGUGGUUUUUAAGGAAGCAGGAGAACUGUUGCCAAAAGUCAUCUACACAAUUAGGCCAGCUUACCUUUUAAACCGUUGUUCAUCACUUGUGUUGUUAAUACCGUCAGUAAAUUAUGUCCAAGUAUGAAUGAAUCGGUAGUACUGUUCUAAUUAAACUGAAUGUGAAAC
Nipponia nippon (crested ibis) is the source of this 564-nucleotide messenger RNA. NCBI's taxonomy places the organism in Eukaryota, Metazoa, Chordata, Aves, Pelecaniformes, Threskiornithidae. The record is from RefSeq and is a predicted model, not a curated record.